AUGGAUCACGCUAGCGUUUCAUACUCGACUUGUUGUCAACAGGGGGCAGUAGGAUUGCCAUCCGAUCACCUGGAGAACAAGCUGACUCCCCCGUUCCUCCAAAAGCUAUUUACUGUGGCAAAGAAUUUCCGCGCCAAUAUCCGCAGUUACAACAACGCCGUUUCCUUUACCUCGACCGCCGCCUCGCAGGACAAAAGCGUCGCCGGCGAAGGGGGAUCUUGGAGUUAUCGCAUACAUGGCCAACUAACUCACAAAAUCGGCUCACUCCUGCCUCUCCCGGGCGCGACGAAGAAGUUCGCACAGAUGUUCAUAUGGGGCGACCAAGCAGACGAAGAGGUCGCAUAUCGGACUCCGCUCAAUUCCAGAAUGGACCCUGGCGUUUUACGGCAAAUUCAAGACUUCAUGUACUCUACCAACCCGUAUGCUAAGAUGUACAAAGCCGCUGAAGAAAUCCUGAACUCGAAUCCAGUCAGAACAAUCAAAAUUAAAUCCUUACAAGUACACGGGAGGGACAAAAACCGUUACAACUACCCCACUUGCAGCCAGGUCGCAGCUGUCAUUCAGGGCGAUGGCAGUGUCGGCUCGAAAGACCGUGACGUGAUCAUCCAAUACCAGAGUGGCGACUUGCGCCGUGUCUCUGAGCUAAAUACUACCUACUUUCCGUUGAGGUACCCAGUUUUCUUUAUGUAUGGUUCCCAUGGGUGGGACGAACAUUACCGUCACUUCACCGCGCGACGUAAGCAACCUAAGUUGACACCCAUCCAGUUCGCAAUCAUUCUGACACUUCGUGAUCACAGGCAAGAGUGGCAAGAUUACAGCACUUGA
Messenger RNA from Melampsora larici-populina 98AG31, 825 nucleotides. RefSeq lists its product as uncharacterized. The transcript has 2 exons. The record is from RefSeq and is a predicted model, not a curated record. Lineage: Eukaryota; Fungi; Basidiomycota; Pucciniomycetes; Pucciniales; Melampsoraceae. The coding region runs from base 1 to 825 and encodes 274 amino acids.